Cervus elaphus (red deer) is the source of this 1695-nucleotide messenger RNA. RefSeq names its product smoothelin like 1 (gene SMTNL1). Gene Ontology annotation, cellular component: filamentous actin; microtubule organizing center. Gene Ontology annotation, molecular function: protein binding. Bases 161 to 1588 code for a protein of 475 amino acids. The transcript has 8 exons. Gene Ontology annotation, biological process: actin cytoskeleton organization. Lineage: Eukaryota; Metazoa; Chordata; Mammalia; Artiodactyla; Cervidae. The record is from RefSeq and is a predicted model, not a curated record.
AUAGUAAACAAUGCUGGUCCGUGGCCCCAGGCCCUUGCAGUGGGGGGGUGGGGGGAAGGUGGGGGCUAGAAGCCCGGGGGCUUAAAGACAGCCCGGGAGAGACAGCGCUCAGCUCGAGGAAGGAGGCGGCUCCAGGACCCCAGACAGAGGCCCCGCAGAGAUGGAGCAGAAGGCGGGGAAGCCCUCUGAGGACGGGGCCACUGUCCCCCCAGCCGCGGAGGCCCCGGAGGCCGCGGGAGGCGGCGGCUCUGUGGAGGAGGCGGCCGCAGGCCCCGCCGAGAGCGCCGCCAGAGCGGGCGAGCAGGAGCGGGCCCCGGCCGAGGACGGCGUUCCCGCUGAAUGCCAGGCAGACGGGCUGGGUGAGGUCAAGGCGGAAUCCCAAGGGGAGGCUGGCCUUCAGCAGGAAGACAGCGGGCAGGGAGAGACCACCGCGGCCCCUGGGAAGACCGACAGGAGAGACCAGACCCACUCUGAGCCCGCGGGGGCGGAGAGAGAAGGGGAGACCGCGUCGGCCUCUGAGAAGCCGAGGGCUGACGAGAAAGAGGCCAGGCCUGGGUCUAGGGAGAGCGUCGACGCGAGCGGAGAGGCCCAGGCCGAGCUGAAGCAGGCUUCCGCGGCGCAGGAGGCCGAGGCUGGAGGCAGGGAGGCCGAAGGGAAGGGCGAGGCCGCCGCGGCCCCUCAGGAGGCGGGCGGCAAGGCGGAGAAGCCCCAGGCUGCAGCCCAGGAGGAAGCCGGCGCUCCAGCGGCCCAGCCGGACUCUCCGAAGAAGGCCGCCGGGGCGGAGGAGGCCACGCCCGAGCCACAGGAGGAGGAGGCGACGGAGGGGGUGGAGCCGGGCGGCCCUGCUGACGAGCAGGACGAGGGUGCAGGGGCCGAGGCCGAGGACGGGGCGGGGGGGCCUCCCAGCUCCCCGGAGGUAUGGCCCGAGAGCCCCACGGAGGAGGGCGGCAGCACCAGCCCAGAGGGGCUGAGCCCAGACACCGCGGCUUCUGAAGAGCCAGGUCCUUCAGCCAGCAGUGACUCUUCGCCCAGUGAUGUGCCCCAGAGCCCCACGGAGGCCCCUCCGCCAGAGGAGAAGAAGAAGGAGAAGGCACCAGAGCGCAGGGUGUCCGCCCCUACCCGGCCCCGGGGACCCCGAGCUCAGAACCGCAAGGCCAUCGUGGACAAGUUUGGAGGGGCGGCCGCGGGCCCCACGGCACUGUUCCGGAACACCAAGGCGGCCGGCGCGGCGGUGGGUGGCGUUCGCAACAUGCUGCUGGAGUGGUGCCGCGCCAUGACCAGGAACUACGAGCACGUGGACAUCCAGAACUUCUCCUCGAGCUGGGGCAGCGGCAUGGCCUUCUGCGCGCUCAUCCACAAGUUCUUCCCCGACGCCUUCGACUACGCGGCGCUGGACCCCGCGCAGCGCCGCCACAACUUCACGCUGGCCUUCUCCACCGCAGAGAAACUGGCCGACUGCGCCCAGCUGCUGGAGGUGGACGACAUGGUGCGGCUGGCGGUGCCCGACUCCAAGUGCGUCUACACCUACCUCCAGGAGCUGUACCGCAGCCUUGUGCAGAAGGGGCUGGUCAAGACCAAGAAGAAAUGAGGGACUGGCCAGUGCUGGCCGGGAGGCGCCCUUCAGCUCCACGGAGGCGGCGGGGCUGGGCAGGCGGCUCCAGUCUUAACUGCAUUAAAGGCUGUUUUGUAAAAUCC